Molecule: messenger RNA, 1007 nt
Organism: Cucumis sativus (cucumber)
Lineage: Eukaryota; Viridiplantae; Streptophyta; Magnoliopsida; Cucurbitales; Cucurbitaceae
Product: protein CURVATURE THYLAKOID 1B, chloroplastic
Exons: 6
Coding region: 246-773 (175 amino acids)
Cellular component (GO): chloroplast thylakoid membrane; thylakoid
Source: RefSeq, a predicted model, not a curated record
CUCUCAUAGCAUUAUCCAAAUUGAUUGUGAAAUGAGUGGCUCUCUAUCUUCAUAACUUUAACACAAUUUAUAUAACCCAACACACCAAAAACCAUCUCCAAAAAAGGGAAAUAAACCAAAACACAUAAACACCUGUCUACAAAACAAAAGGAAAAAAACCCCAACACCAAAAUCUUCACUUUCUUUCUUGCAGAAAUUACCUUCUUCUUGUGCGUGAAUAUUUUGAGUGUGUGAGGCAUUCAUCAAUGGCUUCUUCUUCUUCAUCCACAUUUGCUCUCUCUUCCUCCUCCACCCUCCUCGAUUCUAAGGCCCCUCGACAAUCCGCUUCCCCGUCAUCCACCGUCCCGCUCCCCACUCUCCCCUCACCCCCUACUCCCUUGUCCCAGAUCCGCCCUUGGAAGUCCACUGCCUAUUGUCGGAAGAUUGCUCGCAAUGUGAUGGGGAUGGCGACCGGAGAAGUCCCAGCUGAAGUGGCGGCCGGGGAGCUGGCGGAGAUGCCUGAAAUUGUCAAAAAAGUUCAAGAAGCUUGGGAUAAGGUUGAAGAUAAGUAUGCUGUGAGCUCACUUGCUGUCUCCGGCUUUGUGGCCCUUUGGGCCUCCGCUGGCGUUGUCUCCGCAAUUGAUAGGCUUCCUCUAGUUCCUGGCCUGCUUGAGCUUGUGGGAAUUGGCUACACUGGGUGGUUUGCAUACAAGAAUCUGAUUUUCAGACCAGACAGGGAAGCAUUAUUGCAGAAACUAAAGGAAACUUACAGUGAGAUAAUAGGGAGCAGCUAAAGAAGAGUAUUGAUGUUGUUGUGUGUGUUCAGAGAGGGGAUUUAAUUAUUGAAUAAUAAAAAAAAUAUAAUUAAUUAAUUGCUGUUUUUGCAUUGCAUUAUUGCAACUAUAUUUGCAUGAAAAAAUUGUAACUCUUCUUUUUACCCACCCUUUUUUGUUCUCUUCAUAUAUUAUCUCUUAUGUAAUUGCCCUAACUGAUCAAUAUCCCAAUCUUUAUGUGCUUUCCUUUUACUA